UCCGGCGUUGAAUCAAUCGCCAAACCAAGAAAACUGGGAAAAAAUAGGGAAAGCUAAGAAGGCACCGAAAUUCGCCGUGAUGAAGAAAAUGGUCACCUCCAAAGCCAUUAAACAGCAUAAAGAGGAGGUUUUGAACCCUAACAAGAAAGAUUUGACUAAGGAGAAGCUUCCCAGAAACGUACCAAAUGUUUCAUCUGCGCUUUUCUUCAAGCACAAUACUGCAUUGGGUCCGCCGUACAGGAUAUUGGUCGAUACUAAUUUUAUCAAUUUCUCUAUUCAAAAUAAAUUGGAUUUGGAGAAAGGAAUGAUGGAUUGCUUGUAUGCAAAAUGCACUCCUUGUAUCACUGACUGUGUAAUGGCUGAGCUUGAGAAGCUGGGUCAAAAAUAUCGUGUUGCUUUAAGAAUUGCAAAGGAUCCUCGAUUUGAAAGGCUUCCCUGUACGCAUAAAGGAACAUAUGCUGAUGAUUGCAUGGUAGAAAGGGUCAAUCAGGUCCCCGGUGUACCAAUAAUGUACAUUACUCAGCACAAGUACUCCAUCGAACGGUUACCUGAAGCUACAAUUGGUGGUGCUCCAAGAUUUUGAUACUAAAAAGCCGGUGAUAGGAUUCAGAGCAGGACGCACAGUUUCUGGACCAUGGCUCACACAGUUUGGUUAUAGGCAUCCUGAACCUUUUUUGGCUGAUCCAUGAUGCGGGUGAGAAAUUUUUUAAAUGCUUGAUUCGUAUGUUUCUUUAGAUGUACUUUGAAUAUUGUUGCAUCAAUCCCAUGCAUGGCUUGUGAAGAUUACCUUAAUUCGUGGAAUGUUACAAGACAAAAUCACAACAUGCUUCUGGUCUAACUUACAAUUUAGAGAUAUCAGCGAAUUCUACAAGAAUCGGAGUUGAAUUGAGUUUGUAAAUUUGCAUGGAUGGUGAAACCCCACUAUUCAGAUUGGGAUUCUAACAAUGGAAAG
Molecule: messenger RNA, 952 nt
Organism: Coffea arabica (coffee)
Lineage: Eukaryota; Viridiplantae; Streptophyta; Magnoliopsida; Gentianales; Rubiaceae
Cellular component (GO): small-subunit processome
Source: RefSeq, a predicted model, not a curated record